AUGUCCAAAGACAAGUCCCCCACCCCUCCCCGAUCGCCCGGCAUCCCAGUGGUGGUGUCGAUCGAGGAGAAGAACAAACAAGCUGAUGCCUCGAAUCCUGUCCUUUCAACCAUUCCUCAGAAGUAUAUUCCUCCCACCCCCACCAUGUUGCCACUACCUCCACCACCCGCCUAUUCAGCCAAAGACAGGAACUACGGUUUCAUGGAACGAAUGAAACGAAAAAUUAGAAGAAAUGCCAUGAUCAAUGAAGAAAAGGUGGGUUUUGGUCUAAAUUUUUAUGCUUUUGAUUGUUGGUUGAUUUAGUAAAUAAAGUAAAAGUAAAGUAAAGUGAAAGGAAAAUGCCAUUUUUAAUUGAAACAAUAGAAUAAAAAAAUAUUAGAGAAAACAUCAUUUUGAGCUUUAGUUGAACAGAUUUCGCUUAAUUUUCGUCUUUUGUUGCUAAAAUUAAAAGUUUCCUGAUUUUCCUGGCGGGACCCAAAAGAAUAAGAAGCGUUUUCUGUUUUUUGCCUUAUAAAAUGAUUUUAUGAAAGAAUAAGACCUUUUGACCCAAGACAACUGCAAAAAAAUUUUUACUGUAAUCUGAUUACAGUAUCAUAUUAAGUUUAACAUUUCAUUUUCCAGCCUCAAAUCGUCAAUUUUGAAUUUUCAGAUUAGUGCAAUUUGUGUUCCAAUAUUUCUAACUUGGCUAUUGGUGGCUUCAUUCUUCGCUGGACUACUUUUCUAUAGGUAUUUCGGCCAUAGAGCAGCUGAAUCAACUUUCUAUAGAUGGUGUGGAACAGACUAUAUUGAUAGUGACUUGGAAGGUACUCAAAAGUUGGAACAGAAACUAGAAAUCAACCAGGAGGAGGUAGGGACUUCAAAAAAUAAAAAUUUUUUUAAAAUUAAAAUUUUAACUUUUUUUUUAAAUUUUGUUACAAAUAGUCUUUUUUCGAAUUCUAAAAUUAUUAAAAUUAAAAAAAUCUUGUAACAUUUCUAAUCUUAUCGUUUAUAGCUGUAUGAACGAAUUCAAGUCCCCAAAUUUGGAAUCAAUCGACCAGCAGUAUUUGUCCACGAUUUCAGAAAAAACAUCACGGCCAUCGUGGACGUACUUGGAGAACGAUGCUUCUUGAAGGAUCUUGACCGUUCUCUGGUCGCUCCGCCGAAGAAUUUCAUUGAUCUGAUCCAGAAAAUGGAGGUAAGGCUUUCAAUUACAUUAAAACUAUAAAAAUUUUUAAAAAAUUUUUGAAAAUUAAAAUUUUUUUUGUCGGAAAAAGUUUCAAAAACAAUUUUUUUUUGAAAAGUACUAAAUUAUGAGUCAUCAGUAAUCUCUAGAUAAUCAUACUUAAUAUUGCUGACUUUUUACCGGAUUUUUCUUAUUGCAUAGAGACAAUUAUUAUAGUAAAAAAAAUGAUAAGCCAUAGUUAAGCUAGAGGAUUGCCUGUUAGAUUACGUAACAAACUAUUGUUUUUAAGGCUUAAAGGCUAUUUUUUGUGAUUUUCAGGCUUAACAUUAAGCUUUUAAAGGUUUUUUAAAUUUAUGCUUUUUCAAAUUAUUUUAUAGCUUAUUUUUUAAUAAAACUGUAAAAAAUUCUAAAUUAAUCUAUUUUUAGAAAGGCUACUACGCCCAAAACCCUCGAGUAAUCCGCGAGACCUACCGCGUCGGCGAACGCCUAGAAGCGAACGAACUAAAGCAACUUGGCUCAGCAAUGGUUUCGAAGCAUUGCCAAGACCGCGAGAUCUUCAAACUUCAGAAAGUGGCCCCAUCUCCGGAUGAGCGAUUCUUCGGCCAACGCCGUCGUCGCAACGUGCCAAACUCACUAAAUUUUGCCGUUCUGACUGGCGAAAACGUAGAACUUGAGAAUAUUCUCCUCUAA
Bursaphelenchus okinawaensis is the source of this 1852-nucleotide messenger RNA. NCBI's taxonomy places the organism in Eukaryota, Metazoa, Nematoda, Chromadorea, Rhabditida, Aphelenchoididae. The record is from the annotation of a GenBank genome assembly.